AUGGGCGUCACACUUCUAGGUGCUAUUGUUCCGAGUUCACGAAGACCCUGGACGGCUAGCAUGCGGAAACCACGAUGGUUUUUUCAUAGCGUCGACUACAAAUUGUCCUCAUCAUUUCGUUCGGAUGGCUCCAGACGCAAGCCACCUCCCUCCGCUAUGCACGGCUGGCUAGCAAAGAUGAGAGGGACUCUCAUAGGCAAUGAAGAUCUCCGGUCCAAGGGCAUACGCGAGAUGAGAGACGCUGGAGCACGCAAGCGUUAUGUCAAGGAGAAGGCGCAACGUUCUCAGUCAGGGAGCCUCUUUUCAUUCCUCAGCCUGAGGAAAAACAAGGACAAGAGGCAACCAGCUCGGCUCUCGAGAAGGCCGCAGGGUACUGGGCCUUCACGACCAAGCCCUCGUCCCGCUAACACUACCCAUGGAUCACGGGCAGUGAGACCACCCCCUCGACCAUCUGGCACUUCACAGCGAUCGAGUGACCGCAACCACCGACCGGGGCCCUCAUCCCGCCCCGGCUACUCGCGUAGAUCAAGUCGUCGUUAA
This is a messenger RNA of Cyclocybe aegerita, 540 nucleotides long. NCBI's taxonomy places the organism in Eukaryota, Fungi, Basidiomycota, Agaricomycetes, Agaricales, Hemipholiotaceae. The record is from the annotation of a GenBank genome assembly.